AUGGGUCUCAUCGAGAAACUGCAGGCUCGCCUCGAGCUCUACCGUCUGGAGCAGCGCUACACACGCCGCGAGAAGCGCUCCACCUUCAUCAGCGAAGCACAGUACGUCGACGGCGAGUACGUCUACGCCUCGUCACCCUCCUCGUCCACAAAAUCGGCCGCCACAAGCAGCUCGCGCCGCUUCAGCAAAAUGCCCUCCAUGACCGCUGUGCGGGUGAAGGAGUUGGCGCGCGCUGGCACUGCCCGCCCGUGA
This is a messenger RNA of Didymella exigua CBS 183.55, 252 nucleotides long. RefSeq lists its product as uncharacterized. The transcript is spliced from 2 exons. The record is from RefSeq and is a predicted model, not a curated record. Lineage: Eukaryota; Fungi; Ascomycota; Dothideomycetes; Pleosporales; Didymellaceae. The coding region runs from base 1 to 252 and encodes 83 amino acids.